AUGAUGCGCAAUAUUGAUCGGCCCCCACCAGGCGACCCAACUGGCAGUCGCAAGUCUCAAGUACAUCCAGAUCUUAGCAAGAAACGAAGCGCCUAUUUUGAGAGUGAAUUCGCAGCAGCUAAUCGGGGUCCGGACCCGGUCAAGACUCGAAUACAGAAUGAAGCUAUUGUAAUGGCAGAUCUAAGGACAAACGUAAUCAUCAAGGAUGAAUUUUCUUUUAUAACCGAUCUCUCAUAUAACCUGUCCAACAGGUAUCAGCGACCAAUAUCUUCAAUCGUCAUCAACUUGACCCACGGUUGCUGCAUGAUGUUCGGGGGCUCCUUUGACCCAGCGUACACCUUAACUAUUCACGCGCUUCCGAGUCUCGUCCAGCCUACCACGAAUAAGAGGAAUGCGGCGCUUAUUCAGCGACAUAUUCAAGAGACCCUAGGUGUCAUAGCGUCGAGGGGCUAUGUACGCUUCGUUGCUACCCCCGAGGAAAAUGUUGCCAUUGGGGGCAAGACGAUUGCUGCUGAAAUAAACGAAUCUGGUAAUGCCAUGGCCGAUGACAAGCCUGCCGAGACCAGAAAAAGUGCCAAGUCAAAUCGGAGGCUUGGUGUUAAGUCUUUCGGGGGCUUCAGAUCCGCCUCUAUGACUGAUCUUGCUCGGGUUCCUACGCCACCCCCUAGUACCUCAGACGAGACUACACCCAUCACGACCAUUCCCGAAGUGCCACCUACGCCGCCCGAGGACGACAGGUUGGGUGACUUAAUCGAGCACAAGCCGGUCAAGACUGCACCACGUCGCAGAAGCCUAAGAUUUGACGCGUUCGACCCCGAUGUUGCCGGGGAACAACCAUAUGGUGUACCGUCUAGUCUUGCGCAGCAGGCUCUAACACGUGUAUAUGAACAGGACCAAAGGCUACGGAAAAAUGGAUCGAGGGUGUCCGAUCAGCCCCCGGAUCUGUCAUCGAAAGGGAAACCUAGGUUGCUCCUAAUGGGGCAGAGAAGGAGUGGUAAAUCGUCGAUAUCAAGCGUAGUUUUUCACAAAUUACCACCGAGCGAGACUCUAUUUUUGGAGUCAACUGCGCGUAUCCAAAAGGAUACCAUGCCGUCUUUUAUGGAUUUCCAGGUGUGGGAUUUCCCAGGUCAGAUCGACAUCUUUGAUAAUCCAACCUUCGACAUCGAUGCCAUGUUUGGCGAGAUAGGUGCCUUGAUUUGGGUCAUAGACGCCCAGGAUGAUUAUCUAGAAGCAGUAGCCCGCUUGAAUGUGACUAUACUAAACCUCCAACGAACGUAUCCGAACAUCAAAAUCGAGGUGUUCAUUCACAAAGUUGAUGGAUUAUCAGACGACUACAAGUUAGAUAUCCAAAGAGACAUUACUAUUCGGAUCCAGGACGAACUCUGCGAUCACGGGUUUGAAAACGCGCCGGUCACUUUUCACUUGACUAGCAUAUACAAUCAUAGUAUUUUCGAGGCCUUCAGCAAGGUGAUUCAGAAGCUUAUUCCUCGACUUGGUAUACUCGAAGCGAUGCUUACUAACCUCUGUCGCACUUGUCGUUUCGAAAAAGCCUACCUGUUUGAUGUCUUGUCUAAGAUAUAUAUUGCGACUGACAGCGAACCCGCAGACAUGGCAAGCUACGAAAUCUGCUCUGACUAUAUCGACGUCAUAAUAGACGUCACAGAAGUAUACGGAAGCUGGCCCCGUACUCAGAAGUACCGCGAAGCUCUGGAAGGUCCGCCUUGGAACCAGAAGAUAGAGGAUCAGGUGGCCUCGGGAUGUGCCGAAAGCUGCAUGGUAUUGAGCGACGGGAACAAACCGAUAAUUCUACGUGAGGUCGACAAGUACCUCGCCCUAGUUGCGAUUAUGAAGGAAGACAGUUAUGACAAGAUGCCACUUGUCAACAUGAAUGUCGAGGUUGUCGUGCAGGGUGUGAAGGAAUUCUUCGAAAUUACGAAGCCAAAAUGA
This is a messenger RNA of Daldinia childiae, 1947 nucleotides long. Its product is annotated as GTP-binding protein gtr2. The coding region runs from base 1 to 1947 and encodes 648 amino acids. NCBI's taxonomy places the organism in Eukaryota, Fungi, Ascomycota, Sordariomycetes, Xylariales, Hypoxylaceae. Gene Ontology annotation, molecular function: GTP binding; GTPase activity. The transcript is spliced from 6 exons. Gene Ontology annotation, biological process: cellular response to amino acid stimulus; regulation of autophagy; positive regulation of TOR signaling. Gene Ontology annotation, cellular component: fungal-type vacuole membrane; Gtr1-Gtr2 GTPase complex; nucleus. The record is from RefSeq and is a predicted model, not a curated record.